Drosophila yakuba is the source of this 2264-nucleotide messenger RNA. It is a transcript of the gene Adgf-C, whose product is annotated as adenosine deaminase 2. Gene Ontology annotation, biological process: inosine biosynthetic process; adenosine catabolic process. The record is from RefSeq and is a predicted model, not a curated record. The transcript is spliced from 6 exons. Lineage: Eukaryota; Metazoa; Arthropoda; Insecta; Diptera; Drosophilidae. The coding region runs from base 692 to 2212 and encodes 506 amino acids. Gene Ontology annotation, molecular function: adenosine deaminase activity.
AAAAAGCUAGCGAAAAAUAAACAUUACUUUACAAAUGUCAUUUGUGUAAGCUGUGAUAAUUGCCACAUCUGUAAUAACCGUAAAUUUCAAAAGCAUCCAGACCACUUUAUAAGGUGGGGUAUUCGAGGUACUCGUGAUUCCAUCGUCGUGUGCUGUUGAAAACCAACAACCGCGUCCGUCAACGUCAGUGAAAAUUUGCCAAAAUAGAAACAAUUCAAAUAGCUUAAAAUCAGCGAGCGAUGGGCACACGCCUUCGAAAUUUUUAAAUCACUUAAUAUGCGCAACUGGCAUUCAAUCACUCAGAUAUGCGACUAUACAAAAAAGAUACCCAAACAACCAAACAACCCGGCUUCCAGAAUGAAAUUGCUUCCACAAUUUGUGCUUCCACCCCGGCUCCACCUCUGCACUAAUUUUUUUUAUGAGCGGGCUCCGCUGAAUGAUUUUGUCAAAAUGAUAGUUUUGCUUUUCUUGGUCGGAACACCCGCUGUUCACGAUGGUAUCCACAGUUCUAAGCUUACACUUCUGGCGAGUGGUCGCGUAGAAAAAAAACAGUCGCCAAUCACCAAGUCGAUAAUAAAUAUAAUAAAUCAACGUGCCCGGCGGAGUCAAGUCAAUAUUUGGAUUGUGAACUCAUUAGCCAAGGACAGGACUCACAACUAAAUCGGACAGGCACUAAAAGUCCUUUCGCACAAUGGAACGAUUGCUCAUACUUGUAAUGCUCCUGACUUCUCAACUUCAGAUCCAGGCACAAACUGCACUAAGCUAUGAACAAGCACGGCAAGCUGUUCUCACGGCGGAGGAGGAGCUGAUGACUGGUGGACACACCUACCUGAACACCCAGGAGGCCAAGGUGGACGAUAUAUUCAUGGAGUACAAGCUCGGAGAGUUGGCCCAAGGAUUUCGAAACGCGGAUCAGAAUGCGGCAGCUCUGCAUUUUUUCAAGGCAAAGCCGCUGAUCGAUCGGAGUGCGAUCUUCCGGUUUCUACAGAAGAUGCCCAAGGGCUCGGUGCUCCACCUGCACAACACCGCAUCCGUGAGCUCCAAGUGGGUGGUGGACGACUUGUCGUACAUGCCCGGACUGCUGCGCUGCACGACGGCUACAGGACGAAGUGUCCUCACAUUCCGCAGGACUCCUAAGGAGCACGAAUGCCAAUCGCAAUACGUGCGUGUUGCCGAUGAGCGGCGGAACUCGUUGGAUCGCCAGAUCUACGAUCGGAAUUUCGAACGCCUGAUCAAUUUGUACACACCAGUUCCAGAGCUGGAGUACCCCACAAUUACCCAGGUUUGGGAUCGGUUCCAGGACAUGUUUGACUCCCUGAGCGAUGCCCUAACCUAUUUGCCAGCCUUUCGAGCUUAUCACUGGCAGAUGCUCGAGGAGCUUUACAAUGACAAUGUGAUGUACGCAGAGAUUCGGACUAGUUGCAAAAUGCUCUAUGACGCCAGUGGACGCACUUUUUCCAGAGAGCGUACUAUUCGCGAGCUCUAUGACAUUAACGAGAAGUUUGUGAAGCUGCAUCCAGAUUUUCUGGGCAUCAAAGUCAUUCUCGCCGUCUAUCGCGGAUAUGAACUGGAUCGGAUGAAGGAUAUGGUUGAGGAAUUUAGGCAGUUGCACCAAGCAUUGCCCAACUUUCUGGUUGGAUUCGAUUUGGUGGGUCAAGAGGACAAGGGAAAACCACUUUUUUCCUUACUGCCUGCCCUAAGAGAUCUUCCGCCAACAUCUCGGCUUUUCCUACAUGGCGGGGAGACCAAUUGGUUUGGCGCCUCAACGGAUAUCAAUCUGCUGGAUGCCCUGUUGCUGAACACCACUCGCAUUGGUCAUGGUUAUGCUCUGGCCAAGCAUCCGAUCCUCCUGAAUGCCGUGAAGUCGCGCCGCAUCGCCGUGGAGAUUAGUCCCAUUUCAAAUCAGGUGCUGCAUCUGGUUUGGGACCUGCGCAACCAUCCGGGUGCCCAGUAUCUUGCCCUUGAUGUACCCGUGGUGAUAUGCAACGAUGAUCCUGGCUUUUGGAAUGCCAAGGGCCUGAGCUACGACUUCUACUAUGCCAUCAUGAGCCUGGCGCCCAACAAUGCUGGGCUAAGGGUCCUCAAGACUCUGGUGUGGAAUUCGGUGCGCUACUCCACGCUGACGGAGGAGGAACAGACGAAAGCUUUCAAAAUACUCGAACUCAGCUGGUCGCGAUUCAUAGACAAGGUGCUGAAUGGCAGUGUAUUUUAAAUGAACUUAUUAAGGAAAUAAACAGCCAAAGAGUUUAUAAAUCAUUAGUAAA